GUUUCGGCUUUUACUCUACUUGAAAGAAGUCUCGCGAGAAACGCAUUAAAAUUUUCAUGAAUCUCAACAAUCUGCUUCUCAUGACAGAAACGGUGCUGAUGCGAAAAUAAUGUCAGAAACUUACGAUUUUCUAUUCAAAUUUUUAGUCAUUGGCAGUGCAGGAACAGGAAAAUCCUGCAUUCUUCAUCAAUUUAUAGAAAAUAAAUUCAAGAAAGAUUCUAACCACACGAUUGGGGUAGAGUUUGGUAGCAAGGUUGUGAAUGUCGGAGGAAAGUCAGUCAAACUUCAGAUCUGGGACACAGCUGGCCAGGAACGAUUUCGUUCAGUGACCAGGAGCUACUACAGGGGGGCUGCAGGAGCCCUGCUUGUCUAUGACAUCACAAGUCGAGAGACCUACAAUGCCUUGACAAACUGGCUGACAGACGCGCGGACCUUGGCCAGUCCAAAUAUCGUCAUCGUGUUAGUGGGCAACAAGAAGGAUCUGGAACAGGAGAGGGAGGUCACCUUCCUUGAGGCCAGCAGAUUCGCCCAGGAAAACGAACUCAUGUUUUUGGAAACAAGUGCCCUGACCGGAGAAAAUGUGGAAGAAACUUUCCUUAAGUGUGCAAGGUCCAUCUUGACAAAAAUAGAAUCAGGAGAGUUAGACCCGGAACGGAUGGGAUCAGGAAUACAGUAUGGAGACACCUCAAUCCGAAGGAUGCCAAAAGAGUCGCUGGGAUCCAGCAGCAAGAGACCAGACUGCGCAUGCUAGCCGAGAGCUCCCUCCGUUUUCUAACGAGAUCUGACAUUUUUUCUUGCACACAUGUAGCUCCGUACCAACCCAUAAGUCAUAUCAAUGCCUGUGUAGCAAUUCAUCACCAGAAGCCUCUGUAAUUCUUGUUCAAACAUUCAUGUUGCUAACAGCGACAUUUAUAGUACUUGGAUUUCUAAAUCGGUGUAGCAUGGCAUUCUUAUGAUUUGUGCUACAAAUAUAUACAUUUGUAUUCUCAAACAUGUACUUGUGUGCUUUAUAAGUUAAAGUGCAACAAAUAAGGUGAUAUUAGAAUUAUUUAUGAUGAAAGUACAUGUACAUGAUUGUUGCUGGAAUAUUGUCCAAUGUUUCCUCCUCUUCUUCUUCUUCUUCCCUUGUUAUUAGAUAUUCAGUGAAUCAUGUAGAAAACAUCAUUCAUGACUAAAAACAAAACUCCCUAGAAAAUUAUAUGCAAUUUAAUUUUGAUGUUGUUUUUAAAAAGAGUUUGGUUGGAAGGAAAGACUUUUUUUUUAUGUAAUACACUGAUUGUGAAGUCAGACUUUGUAAAAAAUAGUUUUGCUGUUAGUGUACAACACAUUGUUUUAGUUUAUUAAUUUCCAGUAGUUAAAUAGCUACAAUGUAUUUAUAGUUGAAUCUGCUGAGUUAUAUACCAGAUUUUGCUGUGUGUCUACUAUCUGCCAUUUUUCUGAACAGGUUCAACAGGCACUUUGAAUUUCUUUAUAAGGAUUUGGUUUUCAUUUAGAGUAAUAAUUAUAAUUAGAUCUAUAUAUGUUUCUGUUCAAUUUAGAUAACAACCCAAAACUCAUGAAAAAUUCAGUGUAUUACAAUUUUGAUUAUGGGGUGGGGGGGGGGGGGGAUUUUUAGUGUGAAUUGGUAAUGGUUUGACCUUCCUUUUCAGAGUAAAAAUUAGUGCAGAAAAAACAGAUUGUAGCAAUGCUUCAGUACAUUUACCUAUUUAUCAUGCUUUUGUUUCCUUUGUUUAACAUUUUAUUGUUUACUUUAAAAUUUAUUUAUUUUUAUUUAUUUUUGCAAUGCAUGUGUACAGGUUUAUUGAAUUUGUAUCCUUGUAUAUCUUUCAAAGGACUAUAAAUUUAGUUUUUUUUAUACAUUCUGAAAUGAUUCCAAACAUUACAUAGAAUUACAUAUUAUAACAUGA
This is a messenger RNA of Magallana angulata, 1907 nucleotides long. RefSeq names its product ras-related protein Rab-4B. Lineage: Eukaryota; Metazoa; Mollusca; Bivalvia; Ostreida; Ostreidae. The coding region runs from base 110 to 751 and encodes 213 amino acids. Gene Ontology annotation, molecular function: GTPase activity; GTP binding. The record is from RefSeq and is a predicted model, not a curated record. Gene Ontology annotation, biological process: regulation of endocytosis; Rab protein signal transduction. Gene Ontology annotation, cellular component: endosome. The transcript is spliced from 7 exons.